Molecule: messenger RNA, 709 nt
Organism: Kockovaella imperatae
Lineage: Eukaryota; Fungi; Basidiomycota; Tremellomycetes; Tremellales; Cuniculitremaceae
Exons: 1
Coding region: 257-685 (142 amino acids)
Source: RefSeq, a predicted model, not a curated record
GAAGAAGAACAGUGUGUUUGGCAAACUGUUCACCAAAUCGAACAAGAAUCCUCCUCAGACUCACCUGGACCCCGCGCCGCCUUCACCUCCUGCUGAAGAUGAUGUCCCCACAUGGCAACAUCACGCCUCCUAUUUCCCAACCUACGAGCCUAUUCAUUCGGACCCAUUGACCAUCCCCGGUGUACCCGGUGUCAAAGCGCAUGAACGGUACUUCCCAUCGUAUACCCCCUUGCUUUCAAAAAGCGGAACGGAACUCAUGAACUCGUCAGCUUUCGCAUACGCCCUCGAUCCGGCAGUGUCUCAAGCUCAAGCUUAUUCAGCUGCGAUGGGACAUAAUGUCAUCGUGCAUUAUCCUGAUUUACCUAAAUUUGGAGAGUAUCAAGGUGGGAAAGGGAGUUGGUCAAGUGCGAGACGGGGAACGGAUGGUUGGACUGGAUAUGGCUGGGAAGGUGAAGGGACAAAACUGCCUGACAAGGAUGGAUUGACAUUCGGAGCGCCAAUGCCAAAGGGUCAGGAGUUGUCCAAGGCCGGUAGUGUUAGCGGUGGCGGAGCAGGAGCCUUGCCGUCCGGUGGGGGCGAUGGUGGAGGGAAGAGCAGAAGCAAGAGCAAGAGUAAGAGCAAGAAGAAAGACACUGAUGAGGGAGCUGACGGGGAAGGCGGUGGCGGUGGUAAUGAUGCAGAGUGAUUCACAUGCGCUAGAGGUCAAGAG